This is a messenger RNA of Acomys russatus (golden spiny mouse), 694 nucleotides long. Its product is annotated as stomatin-like protein 2, mitochondrial. Lineage: Eukaryota; Metazoa; Chordata; Mammalia; Rodentia; Muridae. The coding region runs from base 205 to 564 and encodes 119 amino acids. The record is from RefSeq and is a predicted model, not a curated record. The transcript has a single exon.
UUUUAGUGAAACUGUUUUUUUUCACUUAAAUUUUUUAAAUGAUUUAAAACAAAAGGAAAUAGUCCCAGGUAGUUAACUGUUUGCUAUCAAAUGUAUAAGUGAGAAGAUACCUUGCCAUGCACCACCCAGAGUGGAAGAGUCUAUGUAGAUACAGGUAGAGCCAGAGCGCCAGAAGCGGGCCACAGUGCUAGAGUCUGAAGGGACAUGAGAGUCAGCUAUCAAUGUGGCAGAGGAAAGAAACAGGCCCAGAGUCUGGCCUCCAAAGCAGAAAAGACUAAACAAAUAAAUCAGGGUGCAGGAGAGGAGAGUACAGUUCUGGCCAAGGCUAAAGGUGAAGCAAUUCGAAUCCUGGAUGGGGCUCUGACUCAACAUAAUGAAGAUGCUGUGGCUUCGCUGAUUGUAGCUGAGCAGUGUGUCAAUGCAUUCGCCAAACUUGCCAAGGAUUCCAACACGCUCCUACUGUCCUCCAUCCCCAGCUAUGUCACAAGUACAGGGGCCCAGGCCAUGGGUAAUAUGUGGCGCUCUCACCACAGCCCCAGUGCCAGGAGCCCAGAACUUCAGUGAAAACAGCAGAGAUGCCCAGGCUACAGAUGCAAGUCUUGAAAAACUAGGUAGAGUCAAGCUCAGUUAGUGAAGAUGUCUUGGCCAGGGAAUCUGGGAACAAGGAGUAGUACUCUCAGAUUCUGGCUCUAGC